AUGGCGGAGUUCGGACAAACGGGAAAGUGGCUGGUGGUACCGGUGAAGUUAUGCGUAGCGUUUUUGGGAGCGUACUACGUGUUUAGUGCGUUCUUCGGUUUGGGUUCGAUGAUCUUUAGUGGAUUACCGAUGAUGAUGACUAUUCAUGAUACGGGUACAAUAUUCGGUGCGGAGCCGUCGAUGGAAUUCCUAGAACGGUUCCCCGAAUCUGGCGGUUACCCCUUGGUACCAUGGAUGGGACAGCUGUAUAGUCUGGAAAUGAUCGUUAUGUCCGUGGCCGGUUUCUUCACGUUAUGCGUGAUGCUCUGCGCGUUCUCGGUCUUUGCCAAACUUUUGUACUUCUCUACACUCGUGUAUGGUGGCGUCUGGUUCACCACCCAUCUCGGACUGCUCUACUGCUACCAAAAGCGCUUCUUGCUCGACUUCGUCCCCGGCAUUCGCGGCCAACGUGAGUUCCAGGCUCUCGUCUUCGGUGAGCUUACUUGGCCUAGCAGUUUCUGGUAUCAAUAUGCCGCCAAACUCAUCUUCAAUCUUUACGUCACUUACGCCAUUGCCGAUCUCUACUACUCUUAUUACCUCAUCCUUAAAGCUGGUGGAAGUGGCUGGGAACUUCUUCCUGCCGAAGAACUCCCUGGCUGGGAUAGGUACCAGGCAAAGAUAGCUCACAAAUGGGAAGACGACCAGGAACAAGGCCCCCGAGAGUCCGGACCUCGCCCAGAGGAACUCCAGGCCCUUCUCGAGCAACUCCAAAGAAUGCAGGCGAACGGCGAAGUACCUGCUGGCAUGCUUCCACAAGGCAUGAUGCCACCCGGCAUGAUGCCACAAGGCAUGAUGCCACAAGGCAUGAUGCCACAAGGGGCCUUCCCCCGUCCUAAUGGCCAGGGACCCCCACCCCCUCAGACCGGCAUCACUGUCAGGGAGGAAUGA
Gregarina niphandrodes is the source of this 927-nucleotide messenger RNA. Its product is annotated as putative transmembrane protein. The transcript has a single exon. The record is from RefSeq and is a predicted model, not a curated record. The coding region runs from base 1 to 927 and encodes 308 amino acids. Lineage: Eukaryota; Apicomplexa; Conoidasida; Eugregarinorida; Gregarinidae.